UUCAGGCAGCAGCAGCAGCAGCAGCAGCAGCAGCAGCAGCAGCAGCAGCAGCAGCAGCUCUAGCUCUCUUCCGCCAGCGCUGCAGGAAAGCAGGAAGAUGCCUCCAGCACGUCAGAGUCCAGAUUUACAACAGGAAGCACCCAAAGAGAAAGAUUAUCGAGUUCCAGGACUCCGAGGUGCCAGAACUACCACACUGUUCAGAGCUGUGAACCCGGAGCUUUUCAUUAAACCUAACAAAACAGUAAUGGCCUUUGGGCUUGUAACCAUUACUCUCUGUGUGGCUUAUAUUGGAUAUCUGCAUGCACAACAAGAGAAUAAAAAAGAUCUCUAUGAAGCUGUUGACAGUGAAGGAAACAGACAGAUGAAGCGGAAGACUUCUAAAUGGGAUUAAAGAAGCAUAUUGUCUGUAUGUAUCAAUAUGGAGGCAAAAAUUGAGGAUAUAUAGUAUUCUGAACUUCUUCAUAGUGGCUUCCUGAUUGUCAACCCUGCGUGUCAUGAAUUUUGACUGUCCCUUGUUGCUGUUUUUGAAAUUCUGGCAACACUAAUUCCACACGAGUGGGAUUUGGGGCCUCCUCAUUCUUGCUGCGUCCAGUAGGAAUUUUAAUAAUCACAGACUGGAAAGUGUACCUGUGCACUUCUAAUAUUGAGAGCCUAGAAGAAAAGCAUUACCUGUACAGGCAUACUUCAGAGAGAGAAGGGGAGAACAGACAAGCUUGCCUCACCAGCUCGCCAGUAUGUCAAAAAACAGACAAAUAUAAGUUUGGACACCAAAAUGGAAACCAAAAGAAAAUUUAAGGCUGGAGAAAUAAAAAUAAUAAUCCCUGGAUACAUUUUUGGAAGAAGCCUUCAAGUGGCCUUUAGAUUAUUCAAGAUGCUUUUGUUUAUUUACAUAAUAAAAUAAAAACUUUGCUGAA
Messenger RNA from Sceloporus undulatus (fence lizard), 914 nucleotides. Its product is annotated as small integral membrane protein 8-like. Bases 98 to 391 code for a protein of 97 amino acids. Lineage: Eukaryota; Metazoa; Chordata; Lepidosauria; Squamata; Phrynosomatidae. The transcript has 3 exons. The record is from RefSeq and is a predicted model, not a curated record.